AUGAACCCAGCCAACGAUUCUCGGGUGACGGCGUUCGUCCUCCUGGGGCUGGCUCGGGGGCGGGAGCUCCGGCUCCUCCUCUUCCUGGUCUUCUCAGCCGUGUACCUCGUGACGGUGGCUGGCAACCUCCUGAUCGUGGCGGUGGUGGCCGCCCAGCCCCGCCUGCACACCACCAUGUACUUCCUCCUGGGCAACCUUUCCUUCCUGGACUUCUGCUACUCCACCGUCACCGCUCCGAGGAUGCUGGUGGACCUGCUCGCGCACAACCCCACCAUCUCUCUGGGCGCCUGCCUGACUCAGCUCUUCUUCUUCCACUUCAUCGGCGGCAUCAAGAUCUUCCUGCUCACGGUCAUGGCGUAUGACCGCUACGUGGCCAUUUCCCAGCCUCUGCGCUACGCCCUCCUCAUGAACCGGACCGCCUGCGGGCUCCUGGUGGCGGCCUCCUGGCUGGGCGGCUUCGUCCAUUCCAUCGUCCAGGUGGGGCUCACUGUCCGCCUGCCCUUCUGCGGUCCCGACCGGCUGGACAACUUUUACUGCGACGUGCCCCAGCUCAUCAAGCUCGCCUGCAGCGACACUUUCGUCUUAGAGCUCCUGAUGGUGUCCAACAACGGGCUGGUCACGCUGCUGUGCUUCCUGCUGCUGCUGGGGUCCUACACGGCGCUGCUGCUCAUGCUGCGCGGCCGGGCGCGGGCGGCCCGCCGCAAGGCCCUGGCCACCUGCGCCUCGCACGUCGCCGUGGUGACGCUCAUCUUCGUGCCCUGCAUCUACAUCUACGCCAGGCCUUUCCGGACGUUCCCCAUGGACAAGGCGGUCUCCGUGCUCUACACAGUGGUCACGCCCAUGCUGAAUCCCGCCAUUUACACCCUGAGGAAUAAGGACAUGAUCCUGGCCAUGAAGAAGCUGUGGGGGAGGCAGGAGGGGCGCCCCGGCCACUCAGAACACUGA
This is a messenger RNA of Dipodomys ordii (Ord's kangaroo rat), 945 nucleotides long. RefSeq names its product olfactory receptor 4D5. Gene Ontology annotation, molecular function: olfactory receptor activity; G protein-coupled receptor activity. The coding region runs from base 1 to 945 and encodes 314 amino acids. The record is from RefSeq and is a predicted model, not a curated record. Gene Ontology annotation, biological process: G protein-coupled receptor signaling pathway. The transcript has a single exon. NCBI's taxonomy places the organism in Eukaryota, Metazoa, Chordata, Mammalia, Rodentia, Heteromyidae. Gene Ontology annotation, cellular component: membrane.